This is a messenger RNA of Tripterygium wilfordii, 3090 nucleotides long. RefSeq lists its product as uncharacterized. Lineage: Eukaryota; Viridiplantae; Streptophyta; Magnoliopsida; Celastrales; Celastraceae. The coding region runs from base 918 to 2384 and encodes 488 amino acids. The transcript has 3 exons. The record is from RefSeq and is a predicted model, not a curated record.
AGAUUUGGAAAUGUGUAAAAAUGUAGUAUAUAAUGUCAUGUUGUUUCCACUUCAGUUUGCGAGCUUGUAAUCAUAAUGAUUAAUUCGCACUUAUAUUAAGGCACUUACUUGCGCGUGCUUCAUCUAUCCGAGUUUUUGUCUCAAUUAUCCAAAUGUUAAGAUGAACGUACACAAUUUCAUAUGAAUUACGUGAGAACACGAUUUUCACAUAGAUAAUGUGUAUCCCACUUUCAUUCCCUAUAUGAUAUCAGUUGCAGAUCAACGGAGCACUAGCGGCUCUUCCGCCAAGACAGUCUUGGCACGCAGUGUUGUGCGUCUCCAAAUGGAGUAUAAAAAACAACACGCACACGUGGUUACGGCCGUGAAGAUUGGCUGGCUGCUCUCUGCAUACUGCAUGCAAAAGCUUUUUCAUAUUAAUUUUCGCCAAUGGUCAACCGCGAGUCUCAUACUCCUCCAAAUCUUCAUAAAUUUUCAUCUCCCAUUCAAAAUUUUCAAAUCUCUGCCAUUUAUUAAAUAAAUAACCACAAAAAAACACUUGCAAUAAAUACACAGCAUUUGUUUAAUAAAAGUUUCAAAUCACAAAAACUACACACCAGCAUAGCUUCAAACCAACUAAUAAAAUGACCAAAGCACUCUACAUUCAGAAUUUACACAAAAGAAGCAUCCAAGCUUCUACCUCUCUUCAACUCACUGACUCUCUCCUAAAACCACAUGACCAGAAGGCUUUGAGAUCUUCAAAGAUGAACCCACCUCCUACUUUCUUACUACUUCACACUUUCCUCCUAUAAAUUCCUCACUCUCUCUGUCCCUGUAAUUUGUCUCAAUUUUGUAGUCUCUAUUUAUCUCUUUUUCAUCUGCAUUCACUGAGUCUCUUCACUCUCUUGUCACAUUCGGCUUUUAUUUUCAAAACAAAGUUAAUGGCUUCAAUCCUUGGUUCUAAUAAUCAAAAGCUACAGAAAACAUUAACCAUUGAUCGAAGGCCCUUGAUGCUCAAAGAUUACCUUGCUGAUAAUCUCAGUUUUUGUUCAUCGAGCGGCUUCAAAUCGUUUCCGCGGCAACAAUGCUGCACAACCGUCCGGUUUCUUCUCGAAUUGGAUCUUAAAUCCAGAAAGCCAAACAAGAACAACCAGGUAGAGGUACUAGCCAAAAGAUGUCGAUCGAGAGCGGCAGCUCUAACUGCAACGACGGUCUCUGUUCUGCAUAGAGCUUCAGAGGCGGUGAUUAAGGCGGUCAAGCUUCUACCUUUUCCUACAAUUCGGUCUUCUACUCCGCCUUCACCGUCUGUACAAAAUAAGCGAAAGAAAGGAGUACUCCUACUACCCCAGAGCCUCUCGCGGAAGCGGUGGAAGAGAAGUUUCCGGAGGAAAUCCGACAAUGAAGGACACGAGAAGGUUCAGAUGUUGAAAUUUUCCCGUGAAUUUCUCGAAGAACAAGAAAAUCAGUGGGAAAACAAGAGCAAUCACUUCAACUCCACCUCCUCCUCCUCCACCACCGCAACCACAGCGACGACGGUAACCAGUAGCAGGAAUUCAACGAGUACAAGGAGUGACAGUAACAAUAAUAGCUGGACCGAGGGUGAAUUCACCGCGAAUAGUGAAAAAUCGGAUAUAAGCAGCCAAAACGACCCCGUAGCUGGUAAAAAGGAUUUACCAGCAAAGGAGGUCAGCAACGUAGUUGGCGUAACAGUCGGUGAAGACUCCAUAAAGGAGUGGCCGAACGAGGAGAAAGAGCAAUUCAGUCCAGUGUCGGUGUUGGACUGUCCAUUUGAAGAUGAUCAAGACAUUAUCAGCUCUCCUUUCCACUGCAGUCUUGCCCGCAUGGAAGGAAGAAAGCAGAAGCUUAUGCAAAAGAUCAGACGCUUUGAGAGUCUCGCUGAAUUGGAGCCAGUGGAUUUGGCAAAACGAAUUGCAUUGUCAGAGAUGGAUGAUCUUGAAUCACUUAAGUCACCUGCAUCGCCUUCUACCAAUAGCAAGGAGGAGGAGGAGGAGAAGGAAAAUGGUGGAGAAAAUGAAACAGAAUCAAGACGUGAUGAGCUACUUAGGCAGCUCAAAUCAACAAUUCCAUCAAAUACCCUCCUUGCAUCCAAUAAGGCAGAUAAUCUACUGUUAAACUUCUUCACAGAGAAAACAGAGGAAAAUAAAACAUGCUGUAAGUAUGAAUUGUUGAAGGAAGCAGAGGAUUGGGUGAAUGGACACCAAGAAUUGUUUUUGGUAUGGGGAUGGGAAGUGAAGGAUGGUAGGAAAUUGUAUCUCAAAGACAUGGAGAAGAAUGGAGGGUGGAGGAAUUUGGAGGAAGAAAAACAAGAGGUGGGUUUAGAGCUGGAGCAAGAGAUCUUUUCAACUUUAGUGAUUGAAUUGUUUUCCACCUUAGAGGCUAGCACUUGAGGUUUGCUUUGUAGUUCUGUCAUCUUUUCACUUUACCCCAGUGAAAAGAUGAGGGAAUUUUUGAAAAUCUUAGUGAGUAGUUGAGGCUCUUCUUUUCAGUUAGUCUUGUUUUUAAUCUUUUGUUGUCUCCAGAGACUAGACAUCUAAGAGUGGGUUUUAGCAAAAAAGAUACACGUCCCAAUAAUUGGGAUUCUAAUUGCUAAGGUGUAUGGUGUUUUAGCAACUUCGCAUUGGGAUGUGAACCAGAGCAUGUUCUGUCCAGUAAUCUGUUUAAAGCGAAACUUAUGAGGGGGAGCUAAAAUGAAUAAUAUAUAUUGCAAGAUCAUUAAACUUACCAACUGUACAGACUACAGAGGAUUGUUGUCUUCACUUCCCAGUUCCCAGUAGUGGUGACAUGAACUAAAAACGAUUGGAAGCUGAGACGUUCAUGAGAUUUGUAAAUGGGCCAGGCGGUCACAAAUGGGCCUACAGUGGUUCAAGUAACAAGAACCUGGGAAUUCUUGUCGGGCGGAAGUAUUGGGCUAGAGCCGGGGGCCUCCUUCAUCCACUAGAGAGACCACCCCUUUCACACCGCUUGACACGUGGCACGAAACUAUAAACGAAGUCCAAAUCGAUGGACUCACCAGCUCUCGAGCAGCCACCGGUAGGCGGUAGUCCAAAAAGUCCACAGUCUAAGCUGUUUCAAAUUCUCAUCAGACUCCGCGAG